GGGUCAGUGUCGUCAGCUCUUGUCGUCACUGUGACUCAGAGACAAAAAAGAGCAGAGAGCCCUCCCCUUCUCCUCCAGCAUCCCUAUCUUCUCUCCCUCAGCCUCCUCAGCAUCAGUCAGUCCUCCCUGCGCACAGCUGAGGCUCAGCAUCCUUACAGCCUCCUCUCUCUCUCUGACACACACACACACGCACAGUCUCACACACCUCUCAGUUGCUGCUGAGCUCAUUCAGCAACGACCUGAGGAAGGAGGAGAAAGAAACACCCAACACAAAGAAAAGGAGGAAAAGAGAAGAACCAGGAGGAUCAGGAUGAGGGCGAGUGUGCUGUGCAGUGUGCCGGCACUUCCCUGCUGCCGUCCCACACACUCCGUCCGCCGUUUCGCCUCCCUGCUGCUUGUCCCCCUCCUCCUGCUCCUGAGCAGCAGCAUCAGCAGCGGCAGCAGCAUCGGGGCCGUCCCUUCCCCGUUCCAGCUGGCCCCGGACACCCCGGCUCCAGCUGAGCCCACCCCGACCCAGCCCACCCCGCGCCCGGACCCCUGCGUAGGCCGCCCCUGCCUCAACGCGGGCGAGUGCCUGGCCCUGCCCUCUGCCGGCAGGCCGGAGGACACCUGGGAGUACACCUGCACCUGCAGCCAGGGCUUCACGGGACGCAACUGCGAGUUUUUCACAGAUCCUUGUACCAGCAGCCCCUGUCUCCAUGGAAACUGCAGCCGGAGCAGCAGUGGGGAAGAGGGGGAGCCAGCCUACACUUGUGAGUGCGGCGAGGGCUACGAGGGGGAGAGGUGUGAUCAAAUCCUAUUGGACCUGCCGGCCGCUGACUGGGACCCUGCCACCCCCUCAGCUCCUGGGCUGGCCACCCCUGUCGCCUCCACCACCGCAGCUGCCACUCAGCCGUCAGAGCCAACCACCAUCCCGUCCACCACCACGCCAGUACCUCCCACCCUGCAGCCAUGGCAACCCAAACCUGGGCAGAGGCUGCUGGUGGUGCCGUGGGAGGCAGACAGGGUGACAGAGAGUCUGCACUGUGUGAGUCCUGAGCUGUGUGAGCUGACAUCAGGAACUUUGACUGUAUCUCUAGAGGUGCCUGAAGAGACGGCUGUAAAGGUGGUGGUGAAUGCCAGCGGAGCUCCAGAGCUUUGGCGAUUGAAUGAAGAGGGUUUCCUCCGUUCGUCCAUUUCCAACGGCACUGUGGUGUGGUUCCUGCAGGCCCCUGAUGGACUGGUGGUGCCAGACCACUCGCUGCCCCUGGGACAGAACUACUUCCUCAGUGUGAUGCGAGUGGGCGCCCCCACAGCCCCGGAAGUCACCCUGCGUCUCAACCUGACAGUGAAGGCCAGCAGCUGUGUGGAGCCCGGCAGCAGCUUCAGUGACCCUCAGUGCUCGGGGAAAGGCAAAUGUAUCACACAGCCCUCUGAGAGCACUUUCUUCUGUGAGUGUGAGGACGGCUACACUGGAAUCUUCUGUGAGGAGUUUGACGCCUGCCUCCACCGGCCUUGUCACAACAACGGCACCUGCACUGACGUGAGACAGGGAGGGGAAGGCCGCAACUUCACAUGCAGCUGCACUUCAGGUUAUGAAGGGGAGCGCUGCCAGUUGCUGGUCGACCACUGCCUCUCUCAGCCUUGCAAAAAUGGAGCCACUUGUUUCAGCAGCCUGGCGGGGCCCAGGUGCUACUGUCCCGAAGGUUACCAGGGUGCUACAUGUGAGCAGAAGGUUGAUCCAUGCGCCUCCAGCCCCUGUCACAAUAACGGGACGUGCUACGCCCAGGGCCCCGGCCCCCUGGGGUUUGGCUGCAGCUGCACAGCAGGCUUCACCGGCCCAACAUGCGCCCAGCUGGUGGACUUCUGCGCCCUGAACCCCUGCGCCCACGGUGUCUGCCGCAGCAUAGGCAACAGCUACAGGUGUCUGUGUGUCCCAGGCUACCAUGGCUUGUACUGUGAGGAGGAGUACAAUGAGUGUCUGUCGGCCCCCUGCCAGAACUACGCCACCUGCAGGGACCUUAUCAACGCCUACGAGUGUGUCUGCACACCACAGUUUGAAGGUAGACACUGUGAAAUCUACAGGGAUCCAUGUCUGAAGGUGAGUUGCCAGAACGGAGGCCGAUGUGAGAGCACAGGACUCAACGCCUCCUGUGCCUGCCCUCCUGGAUACCUGGGGGAGGAAUGCGAGGUCGACAUCAACGACUGCGAGAGCAACCCUUGUCACCAUGGAGGCACCUGCAUUGACCAAUCAAAUGGCUUCACCUGUCACUGUCCACCUGGGUGGGUGGGGCCCAACUGCGAGAUCCACCUGCAGUGGAAGCCAGCACACACUGAGGACACUCUGACCAACAUGCCACGACACUCCCUCUACAUCAUCAUUGGAGCGCUGUGCGUGGCCUUUGUCCUCAUGCUAAUCAUCCUCAUCGUGGGCAUCUGCCGCAUCAGCCGCAUCGAGUACCAGGGCUCGUCUCGCCACGCCUACCAGGAGUUCUACAACUGCCGCAGCAUCGACAGCGAGUUCAGCAACGCCAUCGCCUCCAUCCGCCACGCCAGAUUCGGCAAGAAGUCCAGGCCUGCCAUGUACGAUGCCACCCCCAUCGCCUAUGAAGACUACAGUCCUGAUGACAAGCCGUUGGUUACCCUCAUCAAGACAAAGGAUUUGUAAAACACAACCACAUACAACUGCACAUGUACACAUAUGCACACACACACACACACACACACACACACACACACACACACACACACACACACACACACACACACACACACACACACACACACACACACACACGCAUAGAUGCAUAGAGAAAGUCAGUAUAAAGUAUUUAACUAUUUCUUAUGGAAAGAAACAACAAAAUUAAAUUGAAUGUAAAAAAACAACAAAAAAAACAUACUCUGUAGUUUAAAAAAAAGAAAUCUGGAAUUUGAUACGUCUAUUUUCCUGUCAAAGUCCAUAAUAAGGCUUUAUUGUAGCAUAAGAGCAUUCUUUACAUUAUAAGUUAUUGUUGACGGGCGACACGACAUCUAACCUCUGUGUGUAGGUGGAGCCAGAAACACAGGGGGCCACAUUUCUUAGCGUUAAACUGCGACAGCUCUGACAACAGUUCUUACAGGUGUUGUAGAAAUAGGUGCACUGCUCACGGUGCAUUCACUGUAUCUUUUUUCUAUAUCUAAAAUAAACUUCUGCUGUAGGUUGCCUUACUUCGUGCAUGGUUAGAUUUGAUGUUCUCUGCAUUAUUUUAAAAUCUUUUGUACUUGAUUGUUUGUUGUUAUGUUUUUUUUUUUUUCAUUGCAUUGUAUUUUUCUCUGUCGAGAUUGUGCCAAAUAUUUCAUUUGUUGUCAGUAGAUCAAAUACACGUAUAAAAUGCUAUAGUCACUGAAUUUUCCUUUUUUUUAAAUACAUACAGUAUUGUCCUGUUAUUUACAUGCAAGUGUACGAAUAGUAAAGAAAGUGGGUUUACUGGAGUAUUGUGACCCUGCCAAUGCCACUGUAUGUACUUCAGUGAUAUUUAGGAUAAUAGGUAGUGUAGGUAUAUUUCUCAGUGCACAGAAACAUAGUGGGUUAUACUCAGUCUACCUGUUAAUCCCAAUGUACAAAUUCACGUCUAGUAUUGACAGUGUUGAAUAGUUUCUGGAUGACAGUUUCUCUGUUGGAGUGGAGGAAGGGGCGGAGGAAGAGGAGGGAGAAGGAUGAUAUCUACUCCAGAAUAUUUGUGCUUCUGUGUUCUGCCAAUGGAAAACUCUGUGCAGCUGUGUUGUUUCCCCCUCAAGGUCAAGAGAUGUUUUAUCGAUACGUUCAGCUAAUCCUCUAAUAUUUUCUUUCUCUCAUUUUAAACACAGCAGCCACAUGAUUACCUAUUAUCUAUGUUGAAUGAUAUAAACAAUAAAGAAUCAAGUGAACUUAGACUACA
This is a messenger RNA of Hippoglossus stenolepis (Pacific halibut), 3896 nucleotides long. RefSeq names its product delta/notch-like EGF repeat containing (gene dner). Gene Ontology annotation, molecular function: calcium ion binding. The record is from RefSeq and is a predicted model, not a curated record. The coding region runs from base 311 to 2647 and encodes 778 amino acids. Gene Ontology annotation, cellular component: plasma membrane; protein-containing complex. Lineage: Eukaryota; Metazoa; Chordata; Actinopteri; Pleuronectiformes; Pleuronectidae. Gene Ontology annotation, biological process: establishment or maintenance of epithelial cell apical/basal polarity; heterophilic cell-cell adhesion. The transcript has 13 exons.